This is a messenger RNA of Pogonomyrmex barbatus (red harvester ant), 1032 nucleotides long. RefSeq names its product fatty acid synthase-like. Gene Ontology annotation, molecular function: 3-oxoacyl-[acyl-carrier-protein] synthase activity; phosphopantetheine binding; oxidoreductase activity. Lineage: Eukaryota; Metazoa; Arthropoda; Insecta; Hymenoptera; Formicidae. Gene Ontology annotation, biological process: fatty acid biosynthetic process. The record is from RefSeq and is a predicted model, not a curated record.
GUGUUUUGUCACCUGAUGGUUACUGCAGACCUUUUGAUAGUGCCGCAAAUGGUUAUUCACGUAGCGAAACAGUGGCUGCGUUAUACCUCCAAAAGGCGAAGAAUGCGAAAAGAAUUUAUGCGACAUGUCCGCAUAUUAAAAUAAACAGCGAUGGUUAUAAAGAAGAAGGAAUAACAUUUCCUUCGACGCUUAUGCAAAGUAUGUUAUUAAGGGAAUUUUAUAACGAAUGCGAAAUUCCGAUAUCUUGUUUAGAUUAUAUGGAAGCACAUGGAACCGCUACCAUAGCUGGUGAUCCUGCGGAAGUCAAUGCCAUAAAUAAUGCUUUAUGUAAAAAUAGAGAAAAUCCGUUAAUGAUCGGCUCCGUAAAAUCCAACGUUGGUUAUGCUGAAGCUGCCAGUGGUUUUUCUCAAAUUGCUAAGGUGAUAAUAGCAAUGGAAACCGGUUUUGUUCCACCAAAUAUCAAUUAUACAUCACCGCGGUAGGAUAUAGGUGCCUUGAUAAAUGGUACUGUUUGCGUUGUCCAAGAAGCAAUGCCGCUUAAAAAUGGUUAUAUAGGUAUCAGUUCUUUCGGUUUUGGAGGAUCUAACGCUCAUAUGUUAUUAAAAUGGAAUGAGAAACAAAAAAUUAAUAACGGAGCACCAAAUGACGAUUUGCCAAGACUCGUAAUAUUAUCCGGAAGUAGCGAAAAAUCAGUACAAUUAUUUUUAAACGACAUUAUUAAUUCUCAAAUAGAUGUAGAAUAUAUUCGUUUACUACAUGACGUCUAUGCAGACGAUAUAGAUGGUCAUUCAUGGAGAGGAUAUGUAAUAUUAAAUACUUUUCAAGAAAAGUCGAUAAGAGAAAUUCAAAAUUACAAUAAUACGAAAAGACCUGUUUGGUUCAUAUUUUCUUCUUUAGGCUCGCAAUGGCCAGGAAUGGGUACAUAUAAAUAUAAAUAUCUUAUUUAUGAUAAAAUGAUUUAAUAACAAAAUUUUUUAUAUUAAACUUUUAUCAGGUCGAAAUUUAUUGAAAUUUCACGUCUUUGCAAAUACA